GAGACGGAGGAGCGCCGCGCGCCUCCGCCCUUUCGCCACCCCCACGCCUCCCCGGAUUAAAAAAACUAGACCCCGCUUACUGCUUGCUUUACUGGUCGCUCGCUAGUCGGCUUUGUGCGUGCGUGCUCGGCUUCCCCCGCCCGCCCGGCCGACCCAUCUGUGUUUACCGGGUCCAGUCUCCGCCCCGAAUCUUUUCCCUCCUCGCGCUCCGCUGCAGCACCACCGCCACCCACUCGCCCCACGCCUCCGUGCUCGCGCGUGCAGCGUGUCGGGGGGCGGACCAAUACUACGGGGGAUAGAUUGAGAUGUGAUCGGGGCUCGGCUGUCGGUCCGAGGUUUCGGUUGCCGUUGGACCGUGGUGCGGGGAGGAGGCAAGCUGGCAGGGACAUGGGGAGGCUCGGAGGAGGAAGAGGAGGAGGAGGGGGAGGUCUGGGCAGCUGCGGCGGCGGCUGUGCUCUCCUCGCCGCCGCCUUGGUAGUCUCCGCGCUCGUGAUUCAUGGUGCCGGAGGAUUGAAGCAAUCUCAUGCACCUGCUGUUGCUCGCAAGGUUCUUCUAUCCAUAACGAGUUGGCAUCCACAAAAUAACUUGGAUAAUGCGCUUCAUCCAUCUCCAGUACAAGAUCAAAGAUUCGAACGCGUAGGACCUGCUGUUCCCCCAGUAUCAACAGCUUCACCACCAUUGCCUAUUGGGAAACAAAUGAAAAGAUCGGCAGUUUCUACAGAAACAGCAGUUCAUCCAGCUAACCAUGGUAAGAACCAUGGAAUUCCAGUUGCAGCGCCUUCAAAAGGAGGUCAUCACCAUUCCAUGCCUGUGAACAAUACACAUGGAAAAACCCAUGGACCUCCAGUGGUGGCACCAGCAAAGAGAAAGCAUCACCAUGCGCCUGCAAAUGGGGAAGGACCUGGUAUUUCUCCCUCAAAGUCUCCCAUCGCCCAUAGGAAUAGACAUGGUAAUCCAGUUGUUGCACCACCAAAGGAACACUCCAGCCAUUUACCAUCUCCAAAUCGUAGACACCACAAAGGCCAUGGAAAUUCUGGUUUACAUCAUAGUCCUGCACCUGCACCUGUGCAUUUGCCUCCAUCAAAAGGAAGGGGACAAGGCAAUUACGCUUAUGCUCCACACCAUCCCCAUCAAUACCAUUCGCCAUCAUAUUCUCCAGGACCUGCUCUACCGCCUGUGCAUCCACCUGAAACUCCUGUGUUUAAGAAGCCCAAGGCUUUGGCACCAACGCCUAAUCAACCGCUUCUAUCUCCACCAACAAAUUUAUAUUGCACGGCUUCCUGUCAAGAUCCUCUGACCAAUAGUCCUCCAGGAACAACAUGCCUCUGUGUGUUGCCAAUAAAAGUUGAGCUUCGCUUUGGUAUAGCACUGUACACGUUCUUCACACUGGUUGCAGAGUUUGCACAAGAUAUUGCAUCUGGAGUGCUCAUGAAUCAAAGUCAAGUUCGUGUUAUGGGAGCAAAUGCUGCACCUGAUGACCCUGAGAAGACAAUUGUCUUUAUUGAUCUUGUGCCACUGGAACCAAAAUUUGACAAUACGACAGCACUUUUAGUAUUUGAAAGGUUUUGGCAUAAGAAGGUCAUCAUAAACCCUAUGCAUUUUGGAAAGUAUGACGUGUUGUAUGUUCAAUACGAAGGUCUUCCCCCAUCACCACCAGCAAGCAUGAACAACGGUCUUAGCAAUGUAAAUGGUCAAACGUUUCAUCCGCUUGCUGCUGAUGUGGUAAAUCAUGGAGAAAGAAAAGGCAGGGGCAUAAUUGUUAUAAUUAUUCUAUCAAGUGUUUUUGCUUUUAUUUUAUGUGCUGGAGCUGCACUGGUGGUUUAUUUCAAGCUUAGAAACCACAGCCAUUUAACUGAAGCAUCACUUGUGCCAACAAAACCUGCAGGUCCUGGUUCUGCGAUGGCCGGGAACAGGUUAGAAAGUAGACCUAUUUCGGCUUCCCCGUCCUUCAGCUCAAGCUUGGUGGCAUACAAAGGAUCUGCCAAAGCCUUUAGCCUGGUUGAGAUGGAGAGAGCUACACAGGUAUUUGAUGAGUCCAGAAUUAUUGGUGAGGGUGGUUUUGGGCGUGUCUAUGAAGGUAUUCUUGAGGAUGGAGAACGGGUUGCUAUCAAGGUUCUUAAGCGGGAUGACCAGCAAGGUACCCGGGAAUUUUUGGCUGAGGUUGAGAUGCUUAGCCGAUUGCACCAUAGGAACUUGGUUAAGCUGAUAGGCAUAUGCACAGAGGGGCAUAGCCGAUGUUUGGUAUAUGAGCUUGUUCCGAAUGGCAGUGUCGAAUCUCACUUGCAUGGAUCAGAUAAGGGGGCUUCUCGGCUUGAUUGGGACGCUAGACUCAAAAUUGCACUUGGUGCAGCACGUGCACUUGCGUAUUUGCAUGAAGAUUCAAGUCCACGUGUCAUACACCGCGACUUCAAGUCAAGUAACAUCUUAUUGGAGCAUGACUUCACCCCAAAGGUGUCAGAUUUUGGCCUAGCGAGGACAGCUUUGGGUGAGGGAAAUGAGCAUAUUUCAACUCGUGUUAUGGGAACUUUUGGGUAUGUUGCUCCUGAAUAUGCGAUGACCGGGCAUCUUCUAGUAAAGAGUGAUGUUUACAGCUACGGUGUUGUUCUUCUUGAGCUUCUUACAGGGAGGAAACCGGUAGAUAUGUCAAGACCUCCUGGACAAGAGAACUUAGUCGCAUGGGCUAGUUCUCUUCUCACAAGCAGGGAUGGUCUGGAAUCAAUCAUAGAUCCUUCACUUGGGAGCAGCAUUGCAUUUGACAGUAUCGCAAAAGUAGCAGCCAUUGCUUCUAUGUGCGUUCAGCCUGAGGUGGAUCAGCGCCCAUUCAUGGGGGAAGUGGUUCAAGCUCUGAAGUUGGUAUGCAAUGAAGGAAGUGAGUUCAACGGAUCCACAAGCUUUAGCCAAGAUUUGCAUAUCCAGGAUGUUGAGAUCAUGAGCAGAGCAAGUAUGGAUAUGGACGUUGAUCCAGCGCUAUCUGCCGAGCUCUUCACUUCAUCAGCACGUUAUGAUGCUAUAGAUGCCUCGGGUUCUUUUCGAAGAUAUUCAAGUUCAGGUCCUCUAAGAGUAGGGAGAGCUGGACAUAAUAAAGAGAGGGGACUGUCAACAGGCAGCUCAAGUGAACACGUUGGGCUACAAAGAUCUAGGAUUGAUUCAGAGUAGCGCCUGCAGGCAGCUCAUGAUGAUGUGAGGAUCGAAAAAAAUAGGCAUUGGCUUGGCUCAUGAUGAUGUGAGGAUCGAAGAAAUAGGCAUUGGCGUAUUUUUUUCCAAGCCAGAUUUCAUGCUUACUGUGAAUAUCUGGGGAAAACGGCGAAAUGUGUAAACAGCAGUGUACCAGCUUCAGCUGUGACCCUGGAAAUCGAUGGGGGCACUGCAGAACUGAACAGUUACUUCUGCCUUCUACUAUUCCCGUUGGCCUCUUUCGAAUCUGAUAGAGGCUACUUCACACACAUUUUUGUACAGUGCUGGAGAUGUAUAGAUGCCUUUUAGCGAAAAAAGAGUGUACACAAGCAAGCUCUUCCAACUGUAAAUCUAAAUCUCCGUGAACUCUUCCAGGUUCCUUUGUAUCCCGCGAGCAAUUGAGCCAGGGUGGAAGGUAUAAUCGUGCACUCUAACCAUCCAGAUUCGAGUCCCCUCUAGUUCGAAUUUGGGUGCAUAUUUUUUCCUCUUAAUGAAAAAUCGCCUAGCUCCUCCUAGAUUGAUCUAUUUUUUUCUUUUUUAUCCCAUGUACAUCAAUUGAAAUCUUGGGGUAUUCGUACAUAUGCUGUCACCAAUUUUGGGCUCAAUGAAAUGACGUUUGUCUUCCUAA
Molecule: messenger RNA, 3802 nt
Organism: Setaria italica (foxtail millet)
Lineage: Eukaryota; Viridiplantae; Streptophyta; Magnoliopsida; Poales; Poaceae
Product: receptor-like serine/threonine-protein kinase ALE2
Exons: 12
Coding region: 388-3156 (922 amino acids)
Biological process (GO): protein phosphorylation
Molecular function (GO): protein kinase activity; ATP binding
Source: RefSeq, a predicted model, not a curated record